Molecule: messenger RNA, 1159 nt
Organism: Parastagonospora nodorum SN15
Lineage: Eukaryota; Fungi; Ascomycota; Dothideomycetes; Pleosporales; Phaeosphaeriaceae
Exons: 1
Coding region: 32-871 (279 amino acids)
Cellular component (GO): nucleus; cytosol
Source: RefSeq, a predicted model, not a curated record
AAAAUCUUCCGCGAUUUCUGGAUUGAAAGAAAUGGCUCCUGUAACACGCAUCUGCAUGCUCAACGCCGACAUACCCGUCCCGAAUGUAUUCGCCAAACGAGCCCCCACUUACGGCCGCAUAUUCCACCAACUCCUCGCCCGCGCAUCACCGAAUAUCACGAUUCAAUCAAUGGAUUUCGACGUCAUGAAAGAUCAAUAUCCCUCGUCACUCGAGAGUUUUGACGCCAUCAUCAUCAGCGGCUCAGCAAAUUCCGCAUACGACGACCAACCCUGGAUCCGCACACUGGAAGCAUACAUCCGCAAUGUGUACCUUCACCACCCAUGCGUAAAAAUCUUCGGAAGCUGUUUCGGCCACCAGAUUAUGUGCCAAAGUCUAUUGAAAAAGCAUGGAGUGCGUGUUGAGAAAGACCCAAAGGGCUGGGAAAUAGGUGUCCAGGAAGUUAAGCUGCACGAGAGGUUCCUGAGGGCAUUUAGAGAGGGAGGGACACGGUUGGACGAGAACAUGCGGUUGCAAUUUGUGCACCAUGAUCAUGUAGUUAUACCUGACGUGGAGUCAUUACCAGCAGAGUGGAUGGCGGUUGGGAGUACCGAUCACUGCGCAGUCCAGGGAAUCUACGAGCCAGGACGUGUCCUUACUCUACAGGGGCACUUUGAGUUCGAUCGGUUCGUGAACAGCGAGUGCAUCAAGUACUUCUUUGGAUCAGACUGGGACCAGGAUAAGUUGGACGAGGCUUUGAAGGCCAUUGAUGCGGAUGAUGACUCGAAAACUGCUAGAGCGAUGAUACUUGAUUUCUUUCUCGAGAAGGGCGUCGACGUCAUCGGUGCAAAUUACGGCGUUGUUGUAGGGCUACUUACACCCCCAGAUGAGUGAUGCGGUUGCGCUGGAGCGUUGAGCUCAUCGCUUGCUUCGGAUGGAGCCACGGCACGCUUAUAUCUCAUGACUUUGUACAGAUCAGUCGGCCUUACAGAAGAUGGUUGCCACAAUCUUGUCUUUUAUCACACCUGAGAGACACGUGACAUUCGCGCCGAGGGAUGGAGUUUCCCGGACACCCGUAAAAUCUCCCUUCCAUGUUUGUGCAGAGAGUUGAAGCCGCGAGAUACUAGACAUGGUAUCUCACAUCUUGUAGUAAUCUAUAAUACCUGUGGACGGGAGUAGACC